Molecule: messenger RNA, 3305 nt
Organism: Pygocentrus nattereri (red-bellied piranha)
Lineage: Eukaryota; Metazoa; Chordata; Actinopteri; Characiformes; Serrasalmidae
Gene: rtf1
Product: RTF1 homolog, Paf1/RNA polymerase II complex component
Exons: 18
Coding region: 63-2105 (680 amino acids)
Cellular component (GO): Cdc73/Paf1 complex
Molecular function (GO): RNA polymerase II C-terminal domain phosphoserine binding; DNA binding
Source: RefSeq, a predicted model, not a curated record
GAGGACUCGCGGCUCGUUCGUGUCCGACAGACAGACGCAGCGGCGGGCUAAGCGGGCUAAUCAUGGUGAACGUAAAGAAGCGGAAAGGUCGGGUCGUUAUCGACUCCGACUCGGAGGACAGUGCCAGCGACGACAAUCUGGACCAGGAGCUGCUGAGCUUAGCCAAGAGGAAGAGGGUGGACUCGGAAGGACAAGAGGAGCCUGUCAGUAAACCUGCAGCAUCUACAGACUCUGAGACGUCUGACAGUGACGAUGAGUGGACUGUUGGAGGCACCAAAGCCAAGAAGAAGGUGAAGCCCAGUAAAGGAGCAGAAAAGAAGAAUGCUACAAAGAAAAGAGUGAACAAAGCAGCUUCAUCUGGCAGCUCGGAUGGAGACAGCUCAGCAGAGAGUUCAGCUCCAGAGGAAGGUGAGGUUUCUGACUCUGAGAGCAACAGCUCCUCCUCCAGCUCCGAUUCAGACUCCUCAUCGGAGGACGAAGUGUUCCGGGAUGGGUAUGGAGACGAUCUCAUGGGAGACGAGGAGGACCGAGCACGUUUGGAACAGAUGACGGAGAAAGAAAGAGAGCAGGAGCUCUUCAACCGUAUCGAGAAGAGAGAGGUGCUCAAACGGAGGUUUGAAAUCAAGCAGAAACUGAAGACUGCAAAGAAAAAAGAAAAGGAAGAGAAGAAGAAGAAGCAAGAGGAAGAGCAGGAAAAGAAAAAGCAGUCUCAGGUCACAGACACUCAGGUGGUGAUGUCGCAUAAUAAAGAGAGGAGGUCUAAGAGGGAUGAGAAGCUGGACAAGAAAUCUCAGGCCAUGGAAGAGCUGAAAGCAGAGCGUGAGAAAAAGAAAAACAGAACAGCUGAGCUCCUGGCCAAACGGCAACCUCUGAAGACCAGCGAGGUGUACUCUGAUGAUGAAGAGGAGGAAGAGGAAGAUGACGACAAGUCAUCGGUAAAAAGUGACCGCAGCUCAAGAUCUUCGUCCUUCGAUGAGGAAGAAGAGAAAGAGGAGGCGCCUCCUAAGUCUCAGCCAGUGUCGUUGCCUGAGGAGCUGAAUCGGAUCCGUCUUUCGCGGCACAAGCUGGAGCGGUGGUGCCACAUGCCGUUCUUCGCCAAAACCGUUACCGGAUGUUUUGUACGGAUUGGCAUCGGCAACAGCAGCAGUAAACCUGUCUACCGGGUGGCUGAAAUUGUGGAUGUGGUUGAAACGGCAAAAGUCUACCAGCUGGGAUCUACAAGAACAAACAAGGGGCUACAGUUACGGCACGGCAAUGACACUCGAGUAUUUCGGCUCGAGUUUGUGUCCAAUCAGGAAUUCACAGAAAAUGAAUUCAUGAAGUGGAAAGAUGCGAUGAUUGUUGCUGGAAUGCAAAUUCCUACUCUGGAUGAGAUCACCAAAAAAGAGCAAUCCAUCAAAGAGGCCGUCAACUACAAAUUCAAUGACAAAGACAUUGAGGAUAUUGUGAAAGAGAAGGACAGAUUCCGAAAGGCGCCGCCAAACUACGCUAUGAAGAAGACGCAGCUCCUCAAAGAAAAGGCGAUGGCUGAGGAGAGUGGAGAUGGUGAGCGAGUGAAAUCGCUGCAGGAUCAGUUGAAUGAACUGGAGGAGAGGGCUGAAGCACUAGACAGACAGAGAACCAAAAACAUCUCUGCUAUCAGCUAUAUCAACCAGAGGAACCGGAGCUGGAACAUCGUGGAGUCUGAGAAAGCUCUGGUGGCUGAGGGUCAGAACUCUAAGAACCAGCAGAUGGACCCUUUCACAAGACGACAGUGCAAACCAACUAUGGUGUCCAAUGCCAGAGAUCCUUCUGUCCAUGCUGCUAUCCUCGCCCAUCUUAAUCAGAAGUACGGUUCAGGCUCAGGAUCUGCUCAAGACAACACACAGCAGGCCAACAAACAGGGACAGAGCAACCCGAGAGAUAAAGAUGUUGCAAAGCCAACCAGCGAUCUCUCUGAGGAUCUGUUUAAAGUUCACGAUUUUGACGUGAAAAUCGACCUGCAGGUUCCCAAUGCUGAAGCCAAGUCACUGUCGGUCAGUUCCAAUGCCCUGCCGGUCAAGGACGGAGCUCCUCGCCGGUCGCUCAACUUGGAAGACUACAAAAAGAGACGAGGCCUCAUAUGAUCCCACCCCUUUCCUUUCCUUCCCCCUCCUACUCCCCACCCUUCUCCUGCUCCAUCUCUUCCUGCAUGUGUUAGCAAACUGCACCAGGGAACUGAGACUGAGGCUGAAGCUUCACAACCCCAAGCCCUCCCUGCCAUCCCACCCUGAGAGUGAGCGAGAGAGUGAGCGAGAGAGUGAGCGAGAGAGUGAGCGAGAGAGUGAGCGAGAGAGUGAGCGAGAGAGUGAGCGAGAGAGUGAGCGAGAGAGUGAGCGAGAGAGUGAGCGAGAGAGUGAGCGAGAGAGAGAGUGAGCGAGCGAGAGAGCGAGCGAGAGAGCGAGCGAGAGAGCGAGCUUGUAUACAUGCAUACCUUUGUGAGAAAUUGUGAGGAGCGCGUGUGAUUCAAGAGAGCGUGAGACUUAUUCUCGUGAACGUGAGAAGAAACAUGACAAUUUCAUGAAAUAUGACAACUGUUUCAAGUGGUUUUCUUUUUUCAUAAGCUUACUUUUUAGGAAGGAUAUUGUCCACUGGUUCAUUUACAGAGAUGUACGUGACACAUUUGUUUCCUCUUUAGUCUUGGCUUAUUUUCUUUUCCGUUUUCUUUUCUUUCUUUUGAAAUGUCCAUGUUUUCAUCCCAGUCUUCAUAGGUGAACGACUUUUAUAUCUCACCCACCUUUGAGGGAAACUGAACUUUAUGAAUGACCGUCUUAACGAAGGACACUAUGACAUUAAUCUGUGGAUAUUGGAGGACUUUUAUAUGAGCGUGUUUUCCCCAGAAGCUUUUUAUCCGUCUUUGUGGAAUGAGGUCAAGCGUGGCCUGACCCCGACCCCUGUUUUGACUUGGUUCCUCCUCCUUAACAGAUGUUUCUGCCCAAUUUCAGCAUCUGAGGAUCUGAAGAAGGAAAAUGAGAGACUAAUAAUGACAUUACACUCCUCUAACGGACAAAUCCUGCUCAUUUUUGAACAAAUAAGAAAAAAGCGUGUUGAAUACCUCUGUUCAGUUGGAGAUAUGGAGAGCUGAUUGUUUUUUUUUUUGUUUUGAUUUUAUUUCUUUGAUCUCCCUCUGUUCCCCUCAGAGCUCAUAUGUGUUAUUGACUAUUGAUCAUUGGUUAUUAAUGACGUCCUUUAGUCGGUUCUCGUAGUGAUGUGGCAUGCCUUGUAAAUAAGAUUUGGCCAUUUGGGACGAGUGCGGAGAAAUAAAGAAAGCACUGUUUCUUACUGCC